Molecule: messenger RNA, 663 nt
Organism: Amblyraja radiata (thorny skate)
Lineage: Eukaryota; Metazoa; Chordata; Chondrichthyes; Rajiformes; Rajidae
Product: zinc finger protein 239-like
Exons: 1
Coding region: 303-647 (114 amino acids)
Biological process (GO): regulation of transcription by RNA polymerase II
Cellular component (GO): chromatin; transcription regulator complex; PcG protein complex
Molecular function (GO): RNA polymerase II cis-regulatory region sequence-specific DNA binding; DNA-binding transcription factor activity, RNA polymerase II-specific
Source: RefSeq, a predicted model, not a curated record
GCUUCACCCACUCCCACAGCCUGCUGGAGCACCAGCGCACACACACCGGCGAGCGCCCCUACACCUGCGCCCAGUGCGGCAAGGGAUUCACCCGCUCCACCUAUCUGCUGUCCCACCAGCGGGUACACGCCGGUGACCGUCCCUUCCCCAGGCUCUUUGGCUGCUCCGACUGCGGCAAGGACUUCAAGAGGGCGCAGAACCUGAAGACCCACCAACGGGUGCACACGGGUGAGAAGCCCUAUGGCUGCUCCACAUGCGGCAAGAGCUUUGCCCGGUUGUCAGGACUGCGGGUGCACCAGCGGAUGCACAGUGGUGAGCGGCCCUUCACCUGCUCCGACUGCGGCAAAGGCUUCAAGUCAUCGUGGGAGUUGAAGGUGCACAGGCGCCUGCACACUGGGGAGCGGCCUUACACCUGCAACGACUGCGGCAAGGGCUUCACCAACUCCACCAGCCUGAAGUUGCACCAGCGCACCCACACCGGUGAGCGCCCCUACACCUGCGCCCAGUGUGGCAAGGGCUUCACCCGCUCGACCAAGCUGCUUUCCCACCAGCAGAUGCACGUCGGCGACCGUCCCUUCCCCAGCCCGGUGUGUGGAGAACGCUUUGCUAUGCUGCCUGACCCGCUGAGUCACUGCAGCACUCUGUGAAACGUCACCUAUCCAU